This is a messenger RNA of Exophiala oligosperma, 348 nucleotides long. RefSeq lists its product as uncharacterized. Gene Ontology annotation, biological process: transmembrane transport; carbohydrate transport. Bases 1 to 348 code for a protein of 115 amino acids. Gene Ontology annotation, molecular function: carbohydrate:proton symporter activity. NCBI's taxonomy places the organism in Eukaryota, Fungi, Ascomycota, Eurotiomycetes, Chaetothyriales, Herpotrichiellaceae. The record is from RefSeq and is a predicted model, not a curated record. Gene Ontology annotation, cellular component: membrane. The transcript has a single exon.
AUGAAUGCUCUAACCACGGCCACGAUCGGCCUGAACUCCGGCAUCGUUUGGUUCGGCGCCAUUUUCGGUAGCCUUGUACUCACCAAACUCGGCGAUAUCAUUGGACGAAAGCCCUCGACUUUCUAUGCUUCGUUCGUGGCGAUUAUUGGGAACAUUCUCCAGGGCGCAUCUCAAGAGAUUGCCAUGUUCUUGGUCGCGAGAUUCAUUCUGGGAUUUGGAUUGGGAGGCACGUACGUCGCAUGUCCACCUUUCAUCGCGGAAACGCUGCCGUUGAAUCUUCGUUCCUAUGUCCUGGGCGCCUUGACCGAUUUAUAUUAUGUCGGCGGCCUGCUCUCAGCAGGUAUGUAG